Perca fluviatilis (European perch) is the source of this 6296-nucleotide messenger RNA. It is a transcript of the gene erich3, whose product is annotated as glutamate-rich 3. The transcript is spliced from 15 exons. Bases 166 to 5685 code for a protein of 1839 amino acids. NCBI's taxonomy places the organism in Eukaryota, Metazoa, Chordata, Actinopteri, Perciformes, Percidae. The record is from RefSeq and is a predicted model, not a curated record.
GCCUCUCAGUGCGACUCCACUGAAAACACACUGACUGACACACUUUAUAACAACUCUGCUGGUUUAAUUUGACUUUAUAUCGGCCCAGGCGUCCUCCAGCAAGACCACGGCUCCUUCGUACCUGAAAUAUUGGGGAGACAUUAAAGAGAGUUCGAGCUGAAAACCAUGAGUCACCUCAACCUAGGACUUCUUUCAGCCUACAACAGUCUCACAGACAAACAUCUGGCUGGAUACUUCAGCAACACUCGGAUCAAGAGACACCUGCAGAGAGCAGGACUGAUCACCAGGAGUGGGCGUAUUGUUCCAGACAAGGAAUACAGACACAGGCUGAUCCAGAGAGCCCACCAGAGACACAUUCGAGAAUGCCUGGCCCAGGCCAUUUUCCACAAGGUGCUGGAGAUGGAGCGUGUCCAUCAAAUAGAGAUCAAAAGGAAACUGGAGGAGUUUGCAAGGAGGGAAAGAGUACAUAAGAUCAAAGUGGAGCGCUCUAAAAGGUAUGAAGAAGACAUCAUCCGUAUCCUGUCUCCACGUCCACCCACGGGGGCCAGGGGUAUCCGAAAACAACACUCUGGCCCGGAGGGUGAGAACUCUGAAUCCUCGGAGUCCCCGGGCUCGUCUCGACCCAACACGGCUCCAGGGAAGAUGCAGAGGCCGGUGCGUCUGAAGCCGAUCCACAGUAACAGCACCACAGCUUCGCUCAGACGCAGCGCCCCUUACAGACUCCUCAAGUCCUCCAAUGAGAACGACCAGCCGUUCAACUGCACUAUGGACAAGGAGUCCCGGAGACGUUUGACCACAGCGGAGCCCUACCGUGGCAUCUCACCCUACUGCCUCCCAGUCAUCAACAACUUUGUCACCCCGGUGCCUCCAGCCACGAAGAGGAAAGAGAGGGGGGUAAAGGUCCCUCCCAGCGGCACGCUCAGAGGCCGCAGACUGCGUCCUACCACCGCCCCCAGCGGAGCUGACGUCAAUGAGGACCCCCCCAUGUUGAGGAGCUCUGUGCACCAGAGCAGGGUGUGUGUGAACAUGAUUUACUUUGGCAAAGCAGUGCAUCUCUCCCACGACCUGACUGACAUGACGGAUGAGGUCAAAGUGUUUCAGCAACAUUGUGGAGGAGAGAACCUGUGUGUUUUCAAGGGAAAGCUCCGCGAGGGAGAGACUUUCCAGUUCAUUUCAAGGCGACACCGAGGUUUCCCCUUCAGCUUGACUUUCUUCCUGAACGGGCUGCAGGUGGAGCGGCUGAGCUCCUGCUGCGAGUUCAAACACAGAAAGGGCCCCAGACUCGGUGGCAGGCACGGACACUUUGGCUUCUGCGGCGUAGAGGGGGCCUCUCCCUGCUACAAGUGCAUCAUAGCAAUGGGACUGGACAAGAAGCCCACUCCUCCACCAAAGAGGGUCAGAGAGGAUGAAGGAAGAGAAGAGUCAGUCUUAAGCCCAAAGGAUGGUGCUGAGAUGGAGACAGAGAGGACAGGAGACGAUGCUUCAUCCCACUCAGAGUGUAAAAGCAGCCAACCACAGGACGUGAAGACUCAAGUCAAAAAAGAAACAGCUGAGGAGGACAAAGUCAGAGAUGAUUAUGAGGAAGACUUUGAAGCAGAUGACGAGGGCCCUGCAGACGAUGACAGGGCAAAAGAAAAGAAAUCCUCCUCUCCAUCCCGCGUAACUGAAAGGCAGGUUAAAGAGGAGAGAGACGCCUCUGAGACUGAAGACGACGAGAAGGAUGAGGACAUGAAGUCCCGUUCAGGCUCCAGCUUCUCAGGAAGCGACCGGGAGGAGAGUGAUGCGGAAGCCACCAAAGACUCAGGAGAGGAUGAGAAAGCAGAGCAACCUGAAGAGGUAGAUCAAGAGGAAACUGCCAUUCUACCAGAUGAAAAAAACGAUGAACCAAAUCAAGAAGAAGCCGCUGCCACUGAGGCUGAGCCUGAGGUGCCUAAAUACUCUGAGGUACAGGAUAGUGCGGGGGACAGCACAGAGAUAGACAACAGCGUCACCUCAGGGAAUGAGAAUAAACAGAGUGACGACACCUCAGGAGAGAAAGAGGUGGAGAAAACGGUAGAUGAGAGCAAACAGGAGUUGGAACAGGAGAGGGCCAAAUCUGUGCAGGAGAAGCUGGCAGAAGCCAUACUGAAUGAGUCCCAGUGCAACUCCGAGCCCGAGCUGAGCGACACCAGCACUGAGGAGGAGGAGUCCAUCGAUAAAGGCCCUGAUCAAGACAGCAAGGAUGCUGUUGCAGUACAAUCGGUGACAUUUACAGAACAGGAACAGACCCUUGUAGGGGAAACGAAAUGUGAGGAAGAUGUUGUUUGUGAAGCUGAAGUGGUGCAGGAUCAUGAAGAGACGUCUGAACCAAGAGGACAGGAUGACGAAACUCAACAAGAGCCCCAAGAAGAGAAGAUGGAAAUAGAAGAUGGAGAUGAAAAGGCUGCAUCAGAAGAAGACAAAAACACAGAAAAUGGUAAGUCAGAGGACACCGAAGACACCGGUGCAGCUCUGCAUCCUGUAUCUGAAGAGGAAAUGGCUGAUGAUGACAAGAGUUCAGAACCUCAAGAAGAUGCAGCAACUAAAUCUGCUGAGGGCGAGGCUGCAGAGAAAGACGAAGAAAGCGAGGAGAAAACUGCAGCGGAGGCUGACACGCAGCCCGGCGAGACGGGGCGAGGGGCAAAAAGCAGCGAGGAGGAUGAGUCAUCAGUAUCAGAGCCGAAUAGAAAGACUGAUGAGACAGCAGCCCCAGAUGAUGCGGAGGCGAUGAGAGCGAGCGAGACAAUGGAGAUGAAAGCAGAGCCCUCAGAGGAGCGAGAGGCCCUCAACUAUGAAGAGGCACCUGUAACCGACACAGAGAAGAGGCAGCAGGAAGACAGCGAGGACAGAGACGCAGUAGUCACAGCAGAGAAUUCGAGCAGCUCGUUGGAGGGGAGCGGAGACACCGCCGUUGAAAAAAUAGCAGAUAUAAGUGAGGACGAUGCAAAAGAUGAGAGCAGUAAAGAUGGUGUUGAAGAAGAGGAAGUGUCAGCAGUAGAGGCUAGUAAGGAUGACAAUCAACAAGAAAGGGAUGAUCUGGGAGAAGAGCAGACAGACGAAUCACCUGCGGAAAUAGAUGAUAAGGUAGAAGAGAAAUGUGAAGAGGAAGGUAAGGAGGAAGAAAAGCAAACAAAUCCAGAUGAAAUAACGGAAGGUGAAAAUAGAGAGGAAAGCGAAAAGGAUGAUAAAGAUGAGACAGAAGAGGAAGAGAAUGAGAGUAAGACAGCAGAAAGGAUAGAAAACGAGGACAGCAUUUCAGAGUUGACUAAAAGUGAAGAACAAGCUGAGAAAACCCACAGUGAAGAAGAUGAAGUUGCAACUGAAGAGAAGGCAGACGAGUCAGGAAAGACCGAGAGAGACGAAGACAGCGAAUGUGUCGGUAAUAAAAAUGACGAGCAACAAUCUGAAGAAAAGGGAGCCGCAACUGAUGAAACUAAUGAGGCUGAAAAGAUGAACACGGCUGCUGAUGGAGAAAAGGAUGAUGAAGCGGAACAGGAAGAGAAAGAUCAGAAGGAGGACGAGGAUGAGAAGGUUGCGAAGAAUGAAGGCGAUGAAGAAUCUCAAGAGACAAAAGUUGAUGAGACUGCAGAGGGAGAAGAAAUAUCUGAGAUAACAGAGGAAUCGGAGAAAAGUGCAGAUGCAGACUUGGAUAUAGAUGUGAAAAUACCUGAUGAAAAUACUGCUGAGUCAGAGGACGUCGCUGACAGUGAAGCAGCAGAUGUAGCACAUGGGACUGAAACGGCUGAAGAGACGCCAAGCGACGUGAUGGAGGCUGAAGAUGUUGAGAAAGAAACCGAAGGAGGAAGUGAAAACAGUGAAAAGGGGGAAGUUGAUGUUGAAAAUGGAGAGAUUUCUACCGUAGCAGCGGACAAAACCUGUGAGGAUGAGGGAGAGGCUCAAACCGAGGGCAAAGAGGACGUGAAAACGGCAGAGGACACCGAAGACGAGAGAACGACAGAGGAGCCUGCAGCGGGCGAGAGCACAGAGGUAAAAGAAGUGACUGUCGAUUCUGAAGAUGGGGCCGAAAACCAUGACGACGACAACGUCGAUGAGGCUCCUGACACCGAUGUGGUACAAAGUGACGCUAAGGAAGGGGAUGGCAGCGUGGAAAAGCAAAAUGAAUCUACUAAAAAUGACUCCGAGCCGGAGACAGCUGAUGGGGAAUUGAAAGAGGAAUCUGAAUUAGAUGACAUAAAGGACGGGGAGGAAACGGAACAAGAUGAAAAAGAAAACCUACCUGACCCUGAUCGUGAAAACAGAGAAUCCGAUUUGAUUGAAACGAGUGACGACAUCCAGAGUACUGCCAAUGAGGUGGUAGUCGCUUCUUCGGGGGAUCGGGCACAAUCUUUAACCCCCGCAGCUGUGGAUUCAGACGAUACAGCUCACAAGUUGGACGAGUCCACUGCACCAUCUGACGCUGAGACUGACAGACACCCACACGCUGACGAAAACGCUGCUGCUGAGCUCUCUGCCGCCGAUGGAGAAAACGGAGCCGACACGGAGGAGGCGAGCAAGGCCUCGGAGGAAGGAGCGAGUGUGCUGCUCAAACCUCCCGCACAGGCAUCGCAGCUCACGCAAAACGAUGAUAACACAGAAGAGGGCGCCGCAGUAGGUAAAGAAACUCCAGAGGCCUUAGCGAGAGAAGACAACAGGGAGCUGGUCACAAACUGGAUAACCACGCAUCAAACAUCCAAGUAUUUUGAGACGUUUGUCGAACCUUUAGAAGACUUGAAGGAAUCGACUUCGGACGCUCAAGUAUCUGACGCUAACGAAGAAGUGACACAAUCUACAGAGCUGCCGAGAUCAGAGAGUCCACUUAACAUGGCGGAGACGCCUGGAAAUGCAGAAGAAGAUGUCAGUGAGUCAAUGGACAAAAGCAAAGGAGAAGCUGUGGUGUCAAACCUUGAGAGCAAUCACUCUGAAGAUGGCGAACCGUGCGAGAAAGACACGCUGCAAGUGGAGGAGGAGACCAAGGAAGAAAUCUUGGUAGCAAAAACAGAGAGCGAACGAAAUGAUAAAGAGUCUGUGAACGGGCAAGACGUGAGGUCAGGGGAGCACAAAGGAAGCAGAGGAUCUGUGGACGAAGACAGGGCGCAAGAGGGUUUAACGCAGGACAGCUCUGAGCAAGCUGACAUUUCCAAAACCGAAGUGGAAAGCAUUGCAGACACUCAUCACUCAGUAACCAGCGGAAGACCUGAGAGUGUCCCCGAGAACCAAACUGAGGAGGAAACCACAGAUACAGGUCCAGAGUUGAACAAAAAACAAACCGCAGCGGAAGAGGUGAAAGGUCUUUUGCCUUCAUCCGGAACAGAAGAGCAGCACGAGCACCCGACGAGCCCGGGGGGGCUCUCGGAAUCGAACGAAGCGAAAGAUACCGAAGAAACGUGGGGGAAAAGUGAGGAACAAAGUCGAGAAGUCACCGAAAUAACUGAUUUCACGACGUCCAAGUCAGACGACGGGAGCCAGGAGGGGUCCCACCAUGAAGACAUCCAACCCAAACCGUCAGACGAGAGCGUCAACGGAGACAGAAGAGACGUGCAGCUGAUCCAAGACAUCAAACACACUCUGAGUAAAGACCGGCUGAGCACUUUCUCAGUGGAUGAAACACUGUUCGCGCAAAGUUCGUAUCCUGUGCUGAGCGCUGCGAGGACAGAGAGUGGACAUUAGAGCUGCACCCUUCAGAGGAGCAUUAAGAGGCCCCUCAAGUGUCUCGUGGUUUCUGUGUUUACAUUACAAUGGCUUCCUAAAUCGUCUUCAUCCUUCAAUCACCAAAAAGAAGAAGCUGCACGAUGAGUUUUGACUGCUGCAUAAAAUGUUUACAGUAGCCCAUCUCUUGCUAUUGUUGUUACCAAAGAGGCGUAGUUUGUGUGAGGUAUCCAUUGCAGCUGCUAUCACCUACUGUAUUACCUGUAAACAGAUACUCUUCCACUCCCGCUCACAAGUGAUUCAAUAAUUCAUAGUUGUUGGACUCCCAGUUCGUCGGUAAAGCACACUUUACAUUUGCACUGAUGUUACAGUAGUUUAGCUUGCACUGUGUCUGCGUCUUAUUGACAGCGUUAGUGCUUUAACACAAGUAUUUAUUGAGAUGACAUCUAGACACUAAUGCAGCUAAACAACAGGAAUGCUAACCUUAGCUAAUGUGGAUGAUUAAUUCAUCAUUAGGCUACCAAUUAGUCGAAUAAAACAGUGGUAACAUUGUGACGUGUUAAAUCUAGGCACUGAGUUGUGUCAUUGCUGCUAACACUACCUCUCAUUAAAAGAAAUAUACUAAAUGUUUA